AUCGAAGCAGUUGCCUUAAUACGGAAAGACGUUUGUCGAAAAAGAUAAUUUGUGUUAUUAGAGUUACUGUCAUGCGCUCAUUCGGGACUGUUUAUAAAGAAAUACACACAUAAAUACAACCAGAUUGAAGAAGUCUAUGUGGCUGUGUGCUGACACUCAGUAAUUUUUCUUCAGUAGUUCAACGGAGUAUUUUUUGAAGUGAGCGGCGUAUUUCUUUCGUUAGGAUCCAUUUGGUACUAUCUGUUAGGCAACCCGAAUUUCCAGUUGAAUUUUUGUGGUUUGCAACCUCGACGUCCUUCUGUUCGUAUACUUUUAAGGCGUGUGUUAUUUUUGUUAUAUUAAGGGCAUACAGCUGUUUUGAGUUAAAGAGAACUUGGGUUUUGACCUUGUGACAUAUCUCCGAAAGUGAAUAGUUCCAGUUGAUCGUCAGGAGACUUGUUAAUUAAAAUAUAGUUGCAAGUAGCCUUAAGAAGAUAUCUUUUCCUGUUGCAGUCCUCUGCGAUGGCUGAUUCUCUGAAGUUUGGACCUGAAUGGCUGCGCACGCUGAACCAGUCACUGGCUGCGUCAGCUGCUGCGAGCAAUGCCUGCACGCCGCCUUCCAGCGAGGGCAGCAGUGGGGGUGGGGGCGGGCACGGGCCCUCGACGACGACUGCGGGGGUGGGGGCGGGGCCGAUGGUGCCGCGGCCUGCGCUUACCCUUGCUCGGCACCGGUACGGCCGCGAGGAGAUGUUGGCCCUGUUCGACCCGGGCCUUCCGCCCCCGCCUCCAUCGCCAGCUGCCCUUGCCGUGCUCUUCGUGGAGCGCGCUCAGCCACCUCUUGCUCUGGUGCAGAUGUCGGAUGAUGAAACACGGGUGUGGAACCGAGGCGUGAAUAGCGACGCAGUCCUGAGGAUGUCGAAGAGCACCGGUGCCGGCGGCCCAUCGGGUCAGCCGACUUCGGGGCCGGGCGGAGCGGGUGGGAGGGGAGGCGGCCUCGGGGUGACGGGUGGACCCGGAGGCCUCCGGGGACAGUCGCGCAGCCUCGGCAUCCCGGGCAGGGGCGCUGGCAGUGGGCCCGGCCCCGGCGUGCUGUCCGGCUCCGCCCCCUUCUACCGGUACGACGACUCGAGUGCUGCCGGCGGUGACAGUGGUGGGGACGGCAUCCGCGGUGGCAGCAUCGGCUCCCUCAGGCCGGGCCGACCGUUCGUCAGGAUGCAGCAGAGUUCGGAGCGCAACUGGUCGGACCGUAACGGCACGGACCACGAGUGGGGCGGGGGUUCUGGACCGGGCAGCUCCGCCCUCGGCACCAGCCCCCGCAAGGACUUCGGGCGCGGCUUCGACAGCUGGCGGAGGCAGGGGCGCAACACGGUCAACUCCGAGCAGGACGACGACCCGCCAGCUCCUGGAGGUUGGAGGAGCUCUACCACCAAGUGGAGUGGUCGCACCGGUGGCAAUAGUUGGCGCUCGGACUCGGAACCUAACAAGGACACGGGCGGCUGGUCGGUCCCACGCAGUAACAGCAACUCGUGGGGCGACGACCACGUAUCGUCCCGCGGUCCCCACCCGCACGUGCACAGGCCUUGGGAUCCACAGCCGCAUGCCCACAAUCACCCUGCGGCGCACGGGACGGACAGCGACUCCGUGUCUGGGCCACUACCCGAAUGGGCGACAGAGACGCCAACCGAGUCGAGGGGUAGCUUUGACGCUUCGGGGGCAUUCCACGGAGGAACUCCCCUGUCUGAUGACGAGUUCUUGUUGUCGCAGGACGGUAGUGGAGGUCACAGUACUGCUCGUGGGCAACGCCAUUCUGCUCUGUCGGGAGAUCCCGGCAAGAGGGCCGGGUCACCACUCACGCAGCGUGACACUGUCCCACCGGGAGUGUCGCGGUCGGCAUCACAGAAUGGUAUUGGAGACCCGGCAGAGCGGCACAUUCGACCAAUGCAGGAGGUGACCAAGAGUGCUUCUACUGGCAGCGAUUCGCCAAGGAGUGUAACAUCGAGGAGCACAGAUCGAUCUGGUGGCACCGAGGAUGUCGAGUCGCGUCGUACUGCCACGGAAAAGCAGACGCCUCCGCCGCCGCCGGCACCUUCGAUCGCCCCUUCUGACAGGGGCAGGGAGAGGGAGAGGAGCUCGAGCAGGCCCGACGAGGAGAUGGAGCGAAUGCGCGAGGUGGCGGACGACCUGGUGGCGAAGCUCAUGGAGGACGAGGACCACCGUACGGGCGUGCCCCCACCCACGUCCGUCCCGCCCGGCAGUGACAAGUGGUACUACCGUGACCCACAGGGGGACGUCCAGGGACCAUUCUCAUCGAGUGAGAUGCUGGACUGGUUCCGUUCGGGAUACUUCAACCUGACGCUGCUGGUGCGGCGAGCGUGUGACGAGCGCUACUCGUCACUAGGAGACAUCAUUAAGCUGUGGGGGAGGCUGCCUUUCACGCCUGGUGGACCACCCGUGCCUCCUAUUAAGGCGGACGCAAUCCCCCCCGUCUCUUCCGUUUCUGUGCCGCCGCUGGUGCCUGCGGCGCCACCACCCACGUCCGACAUCCUUUCGGAUAGCCACGGCCAUAAUCUGCUGAUGCAACAGUAUCAGUACCAGUACACCAUGCUGCAGAGACAGCUGCUUCUGGGGCAGCAGGCGGCGGUGCACGCGGCAGCCCAGGCGGCUAUCGGCGAGCUGUCCCAGUCGGACCGCUGGGCCACACUCUCCCCCAUCGAGCAGAGGCGGCUGGUGACAGAGCGGCUGGCACUGCAGCAGAUGCUGGGUGUGCCGCCGUUGGUGCCCCCCGUGUCGGUGCCUCCGCCGUCCAUUGUGGACCUCUUCUCGGUGGCCGCGGCGCAACAGCAGCCGGGACCGCAGCCCGCGCAGCAGCCGCCGCCCCCACCCCCGUCCGCGCAACCCCAGCCCGUGUCCGCGACCAACCCCGUUGCCCAGCUCAUCUCCCAGAUGCAGAUGGGAGCAGUAGCUGCCGCCGUUGCCCCGAAAGAACACCAACCGCCGCCACCGCACGCCCUGGUGGAUCCGCUGCAGCAGCUGAUCCAGCAGAUGAGCGGCGGCCUGCCGUCAGUGUCGUCGGCCCCCAGUGUCCCACCUCCCGGCGGCCAACCGCUCGGAGGUGGCAUAGGACUCGAUUCGGACGGCCCCGGCAGGACUUUGCUGCAGACAUUGAAUGCGGGGAAGCCUCCCGCUAUGCCUCCGCCGCGGCUUCCACCUGUGCAGGUAGACUCCGUGUGGGGUGGCAGCGUGCCUGCCGGCUACAGCUUGGGAGUGGGAACUGCUGCACCCUGGAUGAACGCAGCAGUGACGACGCCCACGCCACCUGUCUCGUCGACGUCGUCCGUGCCUCCCGGGCAGCUUCCUUCGUUGCCUAUGUCGCUGUGGGAUUUGGCACAGCAGCAGGGAAAAGACAUAAAGACGGAGCACCAGGUGCUUGAAGAACAACUCAGGGCUGAAGAAGAAAGGAGACUGGAGGAACAAAGAAAACGCGAGGAGAAUGAAGAAGCUAUGCGGAAGCAAAAAGAGCUGUUGGAAAAGGAGGAGGAAGAGAAGAGAAAACUAAAAGAGAAAGAAGAUGAGGAAAAGAAGAAGAAAAAGCGACAAGAAGAGGAGGAAGAGAAGAAGAAGCGAAAGCAACUGGAGGAGGAAGAUAAGAAGAAGAAGAAACAGCAGCAGGAGGAGGAAGAAAGGAGACGGAAGAAGCAACAGGAAGAGGAGGAGAAGAAGAGAAAGAAACAGCAAGAGGAGGAGGAGAGGCGCAAGAAGAAAGAGGAGGAGCGGAGAUUGCGUGAGCAGGAGGAGGAAGAGAAGCGGCGGAAGAAGGAGCAGGAGGAGGCAGAGCGUCAGAAGAAAAAAGCAGAAGAAGCAAAGAAGAAAGAAGAAGAAGAGAAAAAGAAGCAGGAGGAGGAGGAGCGAACGAGGCAGCGGCGGCAAGAACAGCAGGAGAAAGCACUGCGCAAGCUACAGGAACAGCAGGAGAAGGCGCGCCAGGCGGCAGCGCUGCGGCCCGCACCCUGGACUGCCGCACCCGCGCCGCCCGCCGCCACCGUACAGCAGCCGCUCACCGAGAUCCAGCGCCAGGAGCGGGAGCGCGAGAGGCAACUGCAGCUGCAGCAGCAGCAGUUGCAACAGCAGCAGCAGCAGCAACAACAACAGCAGCAGCUGCAACAGCAACAGCAGAAUGCGAAUGCAGCGGCACAGAACUCCGCAGGUGCGCAGACUGGCAAUGGCAGCAGCGUGUUGGGAGGCCUACAGCUGCGGUGGGCGGAAGUGAAACCGCCGGUGCCCGCCGCAAAGUCGCUGACGGAAAUUCAGCAGGAGGAGCAGGAGAACCUUGCCAAGCAGCAGCUGGAGCGUGAACGGCUGCAGCAGCAGCAACAGCAGCAGCAGGCGGCAGCGGCGCCCGCCGUUGCCACGGCUAGCAUCUGGGGGUCGGCUUCCCAGUCGCUGUCCUGGGCCGCUUCUGUCAGUGCCGCCUCGCCCUGGGGAAACACCGGUGUCAAUUCCAACUCCACUGGUUCAGGCUUCUGGGAGGACGCGGCCAAAACCUCUGCAGCUGUGCCUAUUUCAAAGAGCCGAUCUGCCACAAACCACAACAACAACAUUAUCAACAACAACUCAUCGGGCAACAACAAGAACAGUGGUGGCAGUGCCAACACCACACAGCCGUGGAAAAACCUGCCAGCGAAUACGAAAACGCGCAGCAAGAAAGAGGAGGCCGUGGUCAUGAAGCUGUUCGAGCCUCGCCCUGACGAGUUCACGCAGUGGUGUACGGAUGCGCUCGGAUCUCUGAAACACUCCAUAGACGUGCCGACAUUUGUGGCAUUCCUGCGAGACAUCGAGUCAGCGUACGAAGUGAAGGAUUACGUGCGGGUGUACCUGGGCGAGGGUCGUGAUGCACAGGAGUUUAGCAGGCAAUUCCUCGAGCGUCGCAGCAAGCUGCAGCAGCAGAAGGCCGCACGGGAUCGCACGCCCGAGGACGACCUCAGCACUCCUGCGCCGGCAAUUACGCCCUCGCAAGAUUUCCACGAGGUUAAGGGAAAAGGGAAGAAAGCGAAGAAGAGUCGAAUGUACAAAGUGGACAGCCGCAUCCUGGGUUUCAGCGUAACUGCCGCUCAAGACAGGCUCAACGUCGGGGAACGGGAUUUCGGAGAUGGCAUGUGAGGGUGCAGGGAGAAAGGAACGAUGUGAAUUACAAUCCUGGUGCCGCAGCUGUGUAACAGGUUGUGCGCUGGCGCGGCUUUCUGCCUACCGCCUACGCGUACAGUGUCACUCUGUUCACCGAGCUCCGACUGCAGAUCUUGCAUCACCACGACGAGUGUGCUUUAGUGACCCGGUCUCCUGUUUUUGAGUCUCAGCUUUGUCUGUUGUCGGUGCUUUGCACCCGAAAUGCGAGUGGACUGUCAGUGGGAAUGCGUGGAAUGUGUCGCUUAUCGUUUUCGGGUACGGGAGAACGAGUACCGCUAUUUGCCAGAAGUCGGAGCUCUGGCGGCAACUCACCUCCUUCGAAAGGUGCAGAUGUGCCGGAGUGUCGGUCUUUAAUUUAUUAAAUCCUGUCACGAUUGACUGAAACAAAAUAGAGUCACUGUUAUUAUUUUUGUUUCUUCCUCCUUCUUUCUUCUUCUCAUUUUUGUUAGACCUUGCUACUUUUUGAUAAUUUUAUUUUUGAAAAAUUUAAAAAGAAAUGCUUGUGCCAUUUCUCAGGCACUACUUGUGGUGUUACUCAGUUACAAAAUUUGGACUGGCUACAGAACUUCAUUUACCUUGGCAUAUUUCAGAGUGAAAACCCAUAGUAUUUCCCUGAGUGUUUCUUUAAAAAAUAAUUGUUGGAUCCCUACUUUCCAAUGAGUCUCCCAAAUGAAUUAAAUUUUUUGAAGCAAAUGUUUUACGUGCACAACAGUAUUAUUUGUGUUUUGAAAAUGUUUUUGAGAUUCAUGAAAUGACAUUUGAAUAUUUUCCAAAAGAUUGUCAAAAGAGAGUAGGUUGCAUUCGAUAGUCUGUAAUUCAUUUUUCUUGGGCAGGUGUUGAAAUGCAGUUUUGUGCCUUUUAAGUGUGUGAUGGUUGAGAGAUUUCCUGUUGAAGAGUGACUAUGACUGUGUAUAAAAUUUGACACUUAAGUUGGUUUUGUUAUCAGCCAUUUUAUCAGAGCAGACAAAUAUUAGGAAGAAAAAAAGAGAGAGAAAUAAAGAGUAAACGUAUUCUGAAUUUUUUUUUUUUUUUUCCUCUCAGGUAUAAAUGCUGCGAAUAUGUGGCACUGAUCCUGUAAUGUUAUUCACUGCAAAAAAAAAAUAAAAAAAAAAUCACAUGAUAUUGACUUAACUGCCUGUGAAUGUAUUCUUUGCCAACAUUAUUCUUACUAGGCAAAUAUUUAUAGAGAACAUGUUGUUAAUGCAAAUAAAUUGAUAUAAUCGUUAA
This is a messenger RNA of Schistocerca americana (American grasshopper), 6387 nucleotides long. RefSeq names its product GIGYF family protein Gyf (gene Gyf). Gene Ontology annotation, molecular function: protein binding. Lineage: Eukaryota; Metazoa; Arthropoda; Insecta; Orthoptera; Acrididae. The record is from RefSeq and is a predicted model, not a curated record. Bases 502 to 5136 code for a protein of 1544 amino acids. The transcript is spliced from 23 exons.